This is a messenger RNA of Aedes aegypti (yellow fever mosquito), 824 nucleotides long. RefSeq lists its product as uncharacterized. Bases 507 to 815 code for a protein of 102 amino acids. The transcript has 2 exons. NCBI's taxonomy places the organism in Eukaryota, Metazoa, Arthropoda, Insecta, Diptera, Culicidae. The record is from RefSeq and is a predicted model, not a curated record.
ACUUAUCGUUUAUCAGUCAUUAUAUUAGUGUUAGUGAUAUCGAUUAUACUGUCAGUUUCAGAUUCGACAGGCGUCGCGUUUCCAAAACAAAACACAAAUUUCUCGUUCAGAAGUCCCGCAGAAAUUUCAGUCAAAAGAGCAGACGACGCUAAUUCAGAAAGAUAAGCAAACGCGCGGGGCCUUUUGCGAAUGAUUUCUACAGUGAUGAUUUCUUUGAGCUGUAAGUAUUUCACGAAAAGCAAACGCGCGGGGCCUUUUGCGAAUGAUUUCUACAGUGAUGAUUUCUUUGAGCUGCUCCACGAAAAUUUCCCCGCAUACUAGCUGGAACUUUCGGCGCAAGAGGAACGAAAUGGACGCGACGAAGGAAAGUGCGGGAUGUGUGGAUUAUCUUCAAAGUGUAACGAUUAUUGCAACAGAACCGCAGGAACUUGGAAGUAGCGGUUCCGAAAUAACUGGUAGAGACGGAAGUGGCGGAAGAUCCGACUCCAGUGGAGAUAACGGACGAAAUGUGUGCAACGACCGUGGCUCCCGAACCAUCCGCCCUGGAAGCUUCUGUAGUAGCCGAUGAGGACGACGACGAUGUUCGGAUUACGUCCGUGGAAACGAUUCCGAUUGCGUUCGAUCUGAGUGAAGAUAACAACGAUCCGUUCAUCAAGAUGGCCAACGAUUGGUACUGUUGUAAAGUGUGUUCCCGCCUCUACCAGGCGUUUCCCCAACUGGUGGAGCACCUUCGCGAUGUAAACCCGGACAAGGCGGAGAUAUUGCGCCAACGAUCGAAAGAGUCCUACUUCCGGGCCAAGGAAAGUUACCUGUGAUUGGCGUGG